Drosophila navojoa is the source of this 1594-nucleotide messenger RNA. Its product is annotated as hexokinase-2. The record is from RefSeq and is a predicted model, not a curated record. Gene Ontology annotation, cellular component: mitochondrion; cytosol. Gene Ontology annotation, molecular function: D-glucose binding; ATP binding; fructokinase activity. NCBI's taxonomy places the organism in Eukaryota, Metazoa, Arthropoda, Insecta, Diptera, Drosophilidae. Gene Ontology annotation, biological process: glucose 6-phosphate metabolic process; glycolytic process; carbohydrate phosphorylation.
UUAGUUUUAGUUAAAAAUCACAAAGCCAAUAAAAAUUCUAAAUUCAAAGUAGCUGACAGAGCGCCCUCUUCCUUGGAUAUUCCUUGGCCAUGGAUGAAGUACGAACACUUUAUCCCGAAGCUUACAAAAUCUGUCAGCAGUUCGAAAUAGAUCAACACAAAAUGGAGGAGAUUGUUCUGCGGAUGACCAGGGAAAUCUCCAUGGGUCUUGCAAAAGAGACGCAUCCAAGAGCUACAAUAAAGUGUUUCACCACCUACGUACAAGACCUGCCCUCUGGCCGUGAGAGAGGAAGAUACCUGGCGCUGGAUCUUGGAGGAACUAACUUUCGAGUUCUAUUGGUCACGUUGGAGUCCGAGUCCUCUGUUAAUAUCGAUGGCAAGACCUACAGCAUUAGCAAGGAGCUAAUGGAGGGUUCCGGUGUCAAACUAUUCGACUUUAUUGCGCAGUGUCUAUCUGACUUUUGCAAAGAACAUAAGCUCGAAAAUGCUAAUUUACCUCUUGGCUUCACAUUCUCUUUUCCAUGCAAGCAGCAAAGCAUUGACAACGGCACUCUAGUCGCCUGGACGAAGGGUUUCAAGGCUGAUGGCGUGGUUAACAAGAACGUCGUUGAGUUGCUUCGUGAAGCUAUCACCCGUCGGGGCGACCUUAAGGUCCAAAUCGUGGCCAUUCUCAACGAUACGACGGGAACUUUGAUGUCCUGCGCCUUUCACCGGCAGAAUUGUAAAAUCGGUAUGAUUGUGGGCACGGGAAGUAACGCCUGCUAUGUAGAGAAGACAUCGAAUGUGGAAAUGUUUCCGGGAUAUCAAAACAGCUCGAAACCCCAUAUGAUCAUCAACUGCGAGUGGGGCGCUUUCGGGGACAACGGCGUACUGGACUUUGUGCGCACUCGCUACGAUGUUGAAGUGGAUAGUCAUUCCAUUAAUCCCAAGAAACAGAUUUUCGAGAAGUGCAUCUCUGGCAUGUAUAUGGGAGAGUUGGUGCGUCACAUUUUGGUGGAGUUGAUGGACAAGGAUAUGAUUUUCAAAGGAGUAAAGUCGCAGACCCUGCAAGAAAGAGGCAGAUUUGAGACUCGUUUUAUAACGGAGAUUGAGUCGGACGAUCCGGGCAAGUAUCGCAAUGCUGCAAUGGUAAUGGAUAAUCUGGGCAUUAGAACUUCCAACGAAAAGGAUCUAAUGUGCCUACGCUAUAUAUGCGAAACUAUAUCUACGCGCUCCGCUAAAUUGGCAGCCUGUGGACUGGUCUGUCUGAUCAGGAAAAUGAAUGUCAAGGACUUGUCAGUGGGUAUUGACGGCAGUGUUUAUCGGUUUCAUCCACAUUAUCAUAGGCUAUUAAUGCAAAAUAUGAACUUGCUGCUGAAUGGCACUGUAAGAUAUGAGUUGGUUCUGUCUGAAGAUGGUUCGGGCCGUGGAGCAGCGCUCAUUGCAGCCGUUUGUGCGAAAGACUAGUUUCGUAGCAUUGAGCCUGCAACACGCAGCAGAAUAGUAAAAGCGCAAAAUUGAGUCGCUGACGCAAGUAAGAGCAGCUGAUGUACCUGAUUGUUGACGUUCCUGCCUGGCGCUUUAUUAAAUGCCAUAUGAUAUUUUUCAUUGAUAUU